AUGAGGGUCCCGGGGCCGGAGGACCGGGGCGGGUUUUGGGCUGGGAUCGGUACCGGGAUCGCCGCGAGCGGGAGGAGCCGCUCCGGGACGGGCGCUGGGCUGGGGUCCCCCUGGAGCUCCGGGCGCGGUCCCCGCGCCGUCUCGCUGCGGCCGCGGGGAGCCGGGGCUGUGGCGGUGCCGUGCCCGCCGGGAGGGCGGCGGUUCCCCGGAGCAGGCGCUGGAUCGCGGCUGGAAGCGGGCGGGGCGCGGGGACCGCCCGUGCGGGGGCCGGGACCCCUCAGGCGCCGCCGCUCCCUCAGGCGCCCCCUGGCGGACACGGAGCGGCGGCGCGAGCGCAGCGCUCCCGGCCCCGCAGCCGCCGGUGCGAGGAUGCAGAAGCGCCCCCGCCCCGAGGGCCACCGCACCCCCCGUGGCAGAGCAGCGCCCGCCUCCCCCGUGCCCGCUCCCGCCCGCCGUGCCCCCGCGGAACGAGCGCGGCUGGAUCGCGGCGGGCGGGAGAAGCCGCUCCGAGGCGGGAGCUGGGGCCGAGUCCGGCGCUGCCGCUCCUGCUCCGACUCCGACCAGCGUGGGACUGCGGCCCCGACGGGGCUCGGUCCUGCUCCGGCUGCUCAUCCGACACCUGCCGGAGCACAGGAGAUUUUAAGUUAGAAAGACCUCCAAGGAUCAUCAAGUCAAACCAUGGUAAGUAAUUGGCCCAUCUGGGGAUUGAACUCAGAAU
Corvus hawaiiensis (hawaiian crow) is the source of this 718-nucleotide messenger RNA. RefSeq names its product bcl-2-binding component 3, isoforms 3/4-like. The coding region runs from base 1 to 648 and encodes 215 amino acids. The record is from RefSeq and is a predicted model, not a curated record. The transcript is spliced from 2 exons. NCBI's taxonomy places the organism in Eukaryota, Metazoa, Chordata, Aves, Passeriformes, Corvidae.